AUGGACAGCAUCGAAUUCGAUUUGCACGGUUUGAUUCUGGAUAAGCUAUCUAAAGUGUUGAGUUCACAUCCAAAUACAUCAGACGAAGAAAUAGAUCACUUGAUUGCAAGAUGUCCUGUUCUGUCAGAAUCUUCACUUGGACUUAUGUUACAACCAUAUCAAGAUGGCAUAAUUGCCCUAUCGUCAUUUGCUGCAUCCACAAACAACAAGUCGCAUGUUGAUCGAAUACUGACUCUCUUGUUAAAAUAUCUUCAAAUUCUUCCACAAUUCAAAUUUGAAGAGAUUCUGAAAUGGAAAGAUCUGUGUCCAGCAGACGAACUUGCGGGAAGAUUGAUUGGAGAGCUGUUAAAUGUGGCUCGGAAUUUCCCCGACACGCGGGAAGAAAUUGUCGGAGCAAUUUUGAAUCUUACUGAACGUCUUGUUAAUCUUUUGCAAAACGAAGAUGAUGUUGCAAACUUGACGGUUACAGUUCUUCCUCUUAUAAAUGGAACAUUAAGAUCGCUACAAAGUUCGUCAUUCGAAUGGACACUUGCUGACUUUGAAGCUGUGAACAAUUUAUCACUACCACUCCUCUCAAAUGAACUUAUACAGCAUAUCAGCGGAAUAAUAGAAAAAGUCAUGAAAUCCAAUGAUGAUAGCGAUUACUAUGCCAAGAAAGUAUUAUUUCGCUAUUCUAAUGCACCUAUACCUCUUUCAAGCAAUGGAUUGGUACUUAAUGUCUUACAGCUGAUGCAAAAUAUGUUGGCCAGAAUUUUACUCAUAACAAGUAACGACGAAGUUGCAGUUAUGGGGCCUGGUCAAAUAUGGAGUGCGUUGGUGAGCUCAGGAAUGAAUCUCAAUUGGACUCUAGAUGAAAAAACAAAAGACGUUCUUAGAGGAACAUAUGUUAUGGCACUACAAUAUUAUACAGAGUUGGAGAAGUUAAUGGCACAAGGGAAGGAUUUUCCAACCGCGAAAUAUGCUAUAGAAAUAAUGGCAGCAAGCUUAAAAUUGGCAGCUGUCGCUGGCGUAUGUCUGCAUGAAAUUGAUUAUGACUUAAACGCAAAAAUAUCUCGCACCUUAUUUAUUGCUCCACAAACACCAGACGUGAAAGUGCAGACGGCUGCCUUAGAUGCUGCUGCAUUGAUAUCGUUGAAUUUCCCGCUGAAACAUGCUUCAACAAUGAUUCAGCUUAUCAAGAAAUUUCUCACUACCCCAUCAACAAUUUUUGAGUUGGCGACAACAGCUGCCGACGAUCUUACGAUUCAAAGAUAUGCGAUCCGGAGACUCGCGGAUUGCCUGAAAGCCACAAAUGAUGAAAAUCAAAUUGUAUCUAUGAUAUAUGAAUUACAAAAUAUGCUUGUGGCCAGGGGCUAUGAUCGCUCACCUUCGAGGAACGUUUCUGUUGAUCAUAUUUCGGUGACAUCAGGCACGGAAGAGCAAAAGCUUCAAGUCUGCGAAAACCUUGUUUAUACUAUUGCUGGUAUUACUUGUGUAUUGCAAAUCGAUAAGAUCACAUCUCUUGCUGAGCCAAUUUUACGACAACGGGUUCGCAACCAUGCCCCUGCACUUGACGUCAUUAUUCUUGAAAAUCUGGUGAAUAUUGCAUUAAUAGCACCGAGGAAAGUGUUCGAAGACAUAUUACAACAUUUUUCAACAAUUAGCAUGCAAUCACUCUCACCAAAAAACAAAAUUAUUACUACCGCUGUCUUGAAAUGUCAACACGAGCUGGCCAAUAGAAUUAGUGCACGUCCAGAAUUUUAUGAUUUUUAUUUAACGAAGAUAUUGGAAUUAUUUGUCGAAAAAGGUGUAGUUAUCCAAAAAACUGUGGCAGAACAUGGAAGGGUCCAAGUGACAUCGCUUGCAGCGGAAUUGGGCAUACUACUCCCCAUACUCUCAACACUUUUGUCACAUCGCGACUUUAUAGCGCAUUUGAAUCCGUCAGAGGAUCUUGUUAGUCUGUUUCGAAAUGUUUGGUUCCAUUGCGUUCUCUAUGGCUUUGUAUCCGAAGCUACAUGGAUGCGAGAAUGGUGUGAUUCAUUGGUUAUCAUUGCCCAAAAGACUCCCCCAUUGGUGCAGGAGAGUGCAACGAAUUAUUUGGAAUAUGAUUUAGAAUACAAUUCCGUAUUAGUAAGGGGCUACUCUGAGCAGGACUUGGUACAUUUACGCGCCUUGUUGUCCGGAUUUCUCCCUGAACAUGCAUAUGAGCUUCGGAAUUAUUCGUUUGCGCAGAUUACAUUUUUGCUUUCUGUCUACCAUAUCGAAACAAUGCGUGCUCAGAAAGGACAGUUUUCAUUUCUUACGAGGUAUUUCGUUAAUCAAGGUGUAAACACCAGCAAGCUUGUUCGUUGCAUGGAGGAGAUUGCUGAUCAGGUUAUGCAAGUUUUCAUCAACGAGUGUAAUAACAGGGUUCUAGCUCAUACUGUUGACGACGAUCUUCUAGAACAAGUGUGCAAUUUGAUGAUUGCUUCAUGUCACCGCUUUGAAAAAGUACACACAUUGGCUAUCAAAUACCUCGAUUUGCUGUUUACGUCUUUUCAAUCACUGUUGUGUAACAAGAAACUAGUUUAUUUGCUAUUGGAAUUGAUCGAGUUAAUGUGGAAAAGUUGUGAUGCGGAAAACAUUAAUGAGUAUUCCCCAACAUAUACAUUUAGCAUACCCAAAUUUGGAGUUAUCAUAGAAUUUACAGAUUCAUAUGCAUAUCGACGAGAAGUCUUGUCUCGGUUGUGUGAGAAUGCAAGAAAAUGGUUGAAAGCAGCAAAUACAUGCAAUAGUUCGGAUCUCAAAGGAAUUUUGGAGGGCUAUUUAUCCGAAACCGAUUUUGAAAGCACAGUUCAUAUGGGUCGUUCUAUUGCCUUGGAGAUUGGGAAAUCCUUUUCCAAUCCGGAUUACAAAACAAGUGUAUUUCCACAAAUACCGGAAACCGUAAUAGAUGAUGCAUCCGACUUCAUCACUGAUUAUUCUAUGAGGAGACGUUAUCGAGGCCAAGUAGCUGAGGUCUACCAUUGGCUUAACUUUAUCGAUGAUGAGGAUUUGCGAAGUGAAAAUAUUAUAAACGGAAUUCCCGACCAAGUAGUUGAUAGACAACUUAGCAAAGUACGAGAGAUACUUGUGAAAUUGGAAGCAAAUGCUCGUAAGCAUGUGCACAUCUCUUUAAAGGAGCUCAGCAAUAAGUUGCAUUUUGCAGCCGAAGUUUUAAUUGCAUCACCACAGGUUAACGAAAACAUAAUAAGCCAUCUUGUAUGGAUUCCUGUUUGUAUGUUCACUCCAGCGUCUUUGAAAAUUGGUAUUUCGAUAUGGAAUUGGAUAAUUAACGAGAAACCGGAAGUAGAAAAAAGAAUCAUGUUGGAGAUUGUUGUUGCAUGGGUGUGGAGUGUGAGGCAGCGCAAAGGGCUUUUUUCAUCCAUGUUAGAGUUUAGGGACCCGUUUGUGAACAAGAUGAAAUAUGCUCCAUCUGACAAGGAUACCAGGAAUAAAAUUUGUCAAAAGGCAAAUUUCUUACUCAGGCCUCAUCUCAUCUGGAUCCAGUUUCUUAAUAUUCGAUUUCAGUCAAUUCGAUAUCGAAGUCCUGAAUUAACAGAUAUUUAUUUAAGACUUCUUGAGAUUACUCUUGGCGAAUACGAUUCCAUGAGCAACCAUCCUCUAUCACGGGAAUGUCGAUUUGAAAUUUUAGUACUCGGAUUUAAGGUUUUGCAAUCAACUAGGAUGGAAGCAUUAAUUGAAUACCAAAUGAGGGAAAGGUUAUAUAAAGCAGCGUUUUCUUGGUUUGCCUUUCCACCAAGAUGGGGUUAUGGUGCCAACAAACGUGCAGCAAUCAUAGAAUACAAGCUUAUGCUUGAGCUUUACAGACUCGUUGAGACUGAUAAAGCUUGCCUAGAUAAUAUUUUGUCGAGUGCCUCUAAGAAGUCCAUUAAGAUCGCUUUAAACGAUGGCACGUUGUUCAUUGGCGAUAAAUCUCGCAGUGACAUUCUAAAACAGUCAGUCGAUGCAAAGAACUUGCUGCUUCUGUUCCUUGAGAGUGAGAUAUCCAGAGUGGGCGUUUGGGCGAAUCCCGUCAAUGUCCAAUCUCAACUAAAGGAAACGGUUCUUCCUUCAAUGGGACAAAACAUGACAGAGGAAAAUUGGAAACGAACAAUUCGAUAUGCAUGGUUCAUAUCACCUAGCCUCCCAAUUCAACUUUCUGCAAGGUUUAAAAUGUCAGUCGUGCAAAAUGCAGUGUUGGAACUUUUGCGCUCUCAAUCCCAUGAAGCUGUUGCCGUCGCUGAGGCGCUUCCACUCUUGCUUGGCAAGAAGCUAGAUGAAAAUGUAUCGUCGCAGCUUAAAUAUUUGUUAUAUUGGAAACCAGUGCCUCCGGUUACAGCAAUUACAUACUUUUCACCAAAUUACAACAAUCAUCCAUUGAUAUUGCAAUACGCAAUGCGCUCGCUCGAAUAUCACCCGGUAGAUGUGGUCUUUUUUUAUAUACCGCAGAUAGUUCAAGCAUUAAGAAGUGAUACAUAUGGAUAUGUCGAAAGAUUUAUAAUGGAAGCAGGCAAGAUUUCUCAACUGUUUGCACAUCAAAUAAUUUGGAAUAUGAAGGCCAAUAUGUUUAAAGAUGAAGAAUGCACAACACCCGACUCGCUUAAACCCACGCUGGAUCGUAUUAUUGCAAAUAUUGUGGAAACCUUGUCCGGAGAAGACAAAGACUUUUACGAAAGAGAAUUCAAAUUUUUUGAAGGUGUUACUUCGAUUUCUGGAAAGUUGAAGCCAUAUAUAGGCAAGAAACCUGAGGAGAAAAAGGCAAAGAUAGACGAAGAAAUGAAAAAGAUUGUUGUAGAUGUUGGUGUUUACCUUCCCAGUAAUCCGGAGGGGAUCGUUGUUGAUAUUGACUACAAAUCAGGAAAGCCUUUGCAAAGUCAUGCAAAGGCACCGUUUCUGGCAACCUUCAAGAUAAGAAAAACUCUGCGUGAAUCUGAAGGGGUCACAGAAGAGGUCACAGACGAGUUUAAUAAUUCGGAUGAAAACGAACUCAAAACUGUUGAUGUGUGGCAGUCUGCUAUAUUCAAAGUUGGAGAUGACUGCCGUCAAGACGUGUUGGCUCUUCAGCUGAUUGCUAUAUUUAAAAAUAUAUUUACUAGCAUUGGAUUAGAUUUAUAUCUUUAUCCAUAUAAAGUUGUUGCAACGGCACCUGGAUGUGGAGUCAUUGAUGUUAUACCAAAAGCAUUGUCGAGAGCCCAAGUAGGGACGCAGAAGGUCAACGAUUUGUAUUCAUAUUUUCUUACAAGAUAUGGUGGAUUGGAUUCAUUGGAAUUUCAAAAGGCCAGGAACUGUUUUAUUCAGAGUGCAGCCGCGUACUCGGUUGUCUCGUAUAUUUUGCAGAUAUCGGAUAGACACAAUGGCAAUAUAAUGUUAGAUGAUUAUGGUCACAUAAUUCACAUUGAUUUUGGAUUUAUUCUUGAUAUUUCGCCCGGUGGCAUCAAAUUUGAGAGCUCGCCAUUCAAACUUACAACAGAAAUGAUUCAAGUGAUGGGAGGUAGUGCAGGAGUUCAACCAUUCCAAUGGUUCUCAGAGCUGUGUAUCAAAGCAUACCUGGCGUUAAGGCCAUACGCUGAACAGAUAACGCAGUGUGUUGCGUUAAUGCUUGGUUCGGGCCUUCCUUGUUUCAAGGGCGAGAUGACUCUCAAGAGAUUGCAACAAAGAUUCCAGUUGGACAGGACAGAGCGCGCUGCCGCAGAAUUUAUGAUGGAGAGGAUAUUCCAAUCGUUCGAGAAUAGACGAACUGUGUUCUAUGACUACUUCCAGAAAGCAACAAAUGGCAUUCCAUUUUAA
Molecule: messenger RNA, 5787 nt
Organism: Paraglomus occultum
Lineage: Eukaryota; Fungi; Glomeromycota; Glomeromycetes; Paraglomerales; Paraglomeraceae
Source: the annotation of a GenBank genome assembly